AUGAGCGGUAAUGCAUUCGAGGGAAGCAUGAAUCCCGGGACUGCCGAAGAUCAGAAAAAGAUACACCUAUGGCUCGAGUCGAUCAUCUUUCGUUUUUUCCAUGUUUGGUCGCCGGUGAAUUGUCAGGAUAUGCUCAAAAGAUAUGAGAUUUUUGAAUUGUGUCUUCGGACAAGAGAGCUGUUCUGGUCGAAACCGCUCUAUAGAGAAGUCGAGGUUCCCGUCACCAUCGUCGGCGAUAUUCAUGGUCAAUUUGAGGAUCUAAAAAUGAUGAUGGAUAUGAAUGGGUGGCCAUUCAGUGAGGAUGAAGCAAAAGAAAUGUAUCGAAAUAUGGUAACAAAGAAUCGAAAAGAUAUAAAAGUCCAACUACCAGCCACUUUGGGAUCGGGAACCGAUCGUCAGAAGGGACCAAAAAAUUAUUUGUUUUUGGGUGAUUAUGUGGAUCGAGGCCCGCAUUCGAUCGAAGUCGUUUUGAUGCUGUUUGCGAUGCAUUUGAGAUGGCCAGAUCGAGUGACACUGCUACGUGGAAAUCAUGAAUCACGACCUGUGAAUCGACAGUAUGGAUUCUUCGGAGAGUGUUCGAGAAGAUAUAGUGAAAGGUGCGAAAAUGAUUUCUGUAGAGGGAUGAGAAUCGAAGGUUUCAGAGUCUACGAAGUUUUCCAGUUGGCAUUCAAUGUGAUGCCUCUCACUGCAAUCGUCAACAAGAGGAUCAUGUGUAUGCAUGGAGGGAUCUCAGAGGAACUUUAUGAUAUGAAACAGCUAGAUGCUCUGAAACGCCCUUUGGAUACCCCUGAUAUUGGAAUUAUCGCUGACUUGACCUGGGCAGAUCCUGAGACUGAAAUUGAAAUGUACAAGGAAUCGCCACGUGGCGCUGGCAAGAUUUUCGGAGCAAAAGCAGUCGACGAAUUCUGCAAACACUUCUCGCUUGAUCUGAUAGUCAGAGCUCAUCAAGUGGUUCAAGAUGGAUACGAGUUUUUUGCCGAUAAGAAGUUGGUGACUAUCUUCUCGGCUCCAUUUUAUUGUGGGCAAACGAACAAUAUUGCGUCGAUGUUGAACAUUGAUAGUGAUAUGGUCGCCUCGUUUAUGCUCGUCAAGCCAGUUACGGAAAUCAAAGAGAAUCUGAAUGUGGGAGAGAAAGCGGAGGAGGAGAAUCUGCAGUAG
Messenger RNA from Caenorhabditis briggsae, 1158 nucleotides. NCBI's taxonomy places the organism in Eukaryota, Metazoa, Nematoda, Chromadorea, Rhabditida, Rhabditidae. Gene Ontology annotation, molecular function: protein serine/threonine phosphatase activity. The record is from RefSeq and is a predicted model, not a curated record. Bases 1 to 1158 code for a protein of 385 amino acids. The transcript has 5 exons. Gene Ontology annotation, cellular component: nucleus; cytoplasm.